AAAUUACCAAUGGGUUUCUGCUUUCUAGCGUUUGCGCUAUAAAAAUAAACGUCCGCUUACUUCAUUCCUCAACAUGAGUACUCAUUAGUCAUUACUCAAAACAAUUGAUAAUGACAAUUACCCCCCAAAAAAUGCAAAACAUUUCAAAGUGUUUUCUGUUGUCAUAUCUACUAAUUAUCGUGACCCACAUCAGUCGGGCCAACUCGUUGGACUCGGGCCUAGAAUCAUUAACCCGAGACCUGCUGGAUGCGGCGAAACAACCCGAGUUAUUCGAGUGGAUGAAACGAGUUAGGAGAACGAUUCACCAAAACCCGGAGUUGGGUUUUGAAGAGCACCACACGAGUCAACUCAUUCGAUCCGAGCUUGACUCGUUGGGAAUUGAGUAUGUAUGGCCCGUAGCUAAGACUGGGGUUAUCGCUUCGAUUGGGUCGGGUCGUAAGCCCGUCUUUGCUCUUCGGGCUGACAUGGAUGCUUUAGCUCUCCAGGAGCUGAUUGAUUGGGAAUAUAAGAGCAAAAAUGAUGGAAAAAUGCAUGCCUGCGGUCAUGAUACUCACGUAGCAAUGCUACUCGGGGCAGCUAAGCUACUCCAGGCCAGGAAAGAUCAGCUUAAGGGUACAGUCAAGUUGGUUUUUCAACCUGGAGAAGAAGGUUAUGCUGGUGCCUACCAUAUGCUUAAAGAAGGGGCUCUAGAUGAUGUCGACGCCAUCAUCAGCCUCCAUGUCCUGCCAUCGUUGCCCACAGGUAGUAUUGGUUCCAAAGCUGGACCUGUUCUUGCUGGUACUGGGCUGUUUACCGCUACAAUUAAAGGAGUAGGUGCUCAUGGAGCACAGCCCCAUCUCAGUCGAGACCCCAUUCUUGCAGCUUCCUCUGCAAUUGUUGCACUCCAGCAGAUCAUUUCCCGUGAAACAGAUCCUCUUCAGUCAGGGGUGGUGACAGUUGGUUACUUAAAAGGAGGCCAAGCAAGAAAUGUAAUCCCUGAGUCAGUAGAAUUUGGAGGAACCUUUAGAAGCUUAACCCCUGAAGGUCUCACCUAUCUAAGAAACCGGAUUAAGGAGAUCGUCGAGAUGCAAUCUUCUGUGCAUCAAUGCCAUGGUAUGGUGGACUUCUUGGAAGACACGCCUAUGCCUUGGCCUGUGAUGAUUAACGAUGAGGCGCUCCAUGAAUAUGGGACACAGGUUGCUAAGGCAUUGAUUGGGAGGUCUAAGUUGGAAGUCUUUCACUUGACAAUGGGAUCAGAGGACUUCAGCUUCUUUUCCGAGAAAAUGCGAGCUGCUAUCUUUGUAAUUGGCAUAAAGAACGAGACCCUGAAAUCAGAUAAGCCAUUGCACUCCCCUUACUUCUUUGUUGAUGAGGAAGCUUUUCCUGUUGGAGCUGCUUUUCAUGCUGCACUCGCGAUUUCCUACCUGGAGAAGCAUGGCGGUUCUAUCGAGUGUGUCUAAAGUUAAGCAUGGUGACGAACUCGGUUACCAACUUAGCAGGUAGUGGUGGUGGCUAGUAGACUGUUGAGCGAUGUCCUUGGUUUGUCUUUAUAGUUUGCUCUCUGCCUCUUAGAGAAUGUCCGUGCAAGUGCUUCAUGUUGUACAGGAUCUGUUAUAUGAAUAACUAACCCAUCUCUGAUGGCUUAUAAGUUGUAGCUUGUAACCUUCAAGUACCAAGUAAGCAGUGAGUAAUUAAUUCAUAA
Beta vulgaris subsp. vulgaris (sugar beet) is the source of this 1681-nucleotide messenger RNA. RefSeq names its product IAA-amino acid hydrolase ILR1. The transcript has 5 exons. NCBI's taxonomy places the organism in Eukaryota, Viridiplantae, Streptophyta, Magnoliopsida, Caryophyllales, Amaranthaceae. Gene Ontology annotation, cellular component: endoplasmic reticulum. Gene Ontology annotation, molecular function: IAA-Ala conjugate hydrolase activity. The record is from RefSeq and is a predicted model, not a curated record. Gene Ontology annotation, biological process: auxin metabolic process. The coding region runs from base 111 to 1439 and encodes 442 amino acids.